Molecule: messenger RNA, 1544 nt
Organism: Phyllopteryx taeniolatus (common seadragon)
Lineage: Eukaryota; Metazoa; Chordata; Actinopteri; Syngnathiformes; Syngnathidae
Gene: tspan34b
Product: tetraspanin 34b
Exons: 8
Coding region: 432-1181 (249 amino acids)
Cellular component (GO): membrane
Source: RefSeq, a predicted model, not a curated record
UUGCACAUAGCCCUUUGUUGCUCCAGUGAGUGGAAGAUUUCCAUCGGCCAAAAUCUCUGCCUUCAACUUGAGUUUGCACAGGUGAUCCCGCAGCCUCCUCCCCCGCCGGUAACCAUCUCCAUGGCGAUAUUCUAUGCGGUGAUUGUUACUCAGCUGCUUUGGUCACGCCCUCCUCUCCUCCCUCUAUAGUGCUGAACUCCUUACAAAUAAACUGGCCGGCGAAAAGCGUCUAAACCUCUUACAGAUGUAACAGAGCCGCGGGCGGCAUAUCGGAAGGGAUUUUUCAAAGACGGAAUUGAGUCUCCCGGUCUUCACCCACCGUUUCCAUCACUGCAGUCAAGGAAGAGCCUCCCUGUAGGCGACCCAAGCUCAGAGCACCGCCUUGGAUUGUUUUUCUCAGAGAUCGGGGACGCAACUGCUGAGGAAAAACGAUGGGAUGCUUUGGAUUCCUCAAGUUUAUGAUGUUUGCUUUCAAUGGCAUUAUCUUUUUGGCGGGCGCGGCCAUCCUGGGAGUUGGCAUCUGGGCGAAGGCGGACAGCGGCUCCAUCCUGGGCUUCCUCGGGACGAUCGAAGGCGCCCCCGCCGAGCUCAGUCGGGUGCUCAACGUGGGCUACCUGCUGAUCGCCGCGGGGGCGCUGCUCGUCGUCAUCGGCUUUCUCGGCUGCUGGGGGGCCGUCAGAGAGAGCAAGUGCGCGCUGCUGCUGUUCUUCAUCAUAAUCCUGCUGGUCUUCCUAGCGGAGGUCGCAGGAGCUGUGGUGGUCCUGGUCUUUCGACCUUUGGCCGAAGACGUAUUUCGAAAGUUCGGCACAGCGGCAGUCGGGAGCAUCAAGAAGGACUAUGGGAAGAAUUCGGACAUCACCGGACUGUGGGAUACCGCCAUGAGCGCCUUCGAAUGUUGUGGAAUCGCCAACUCCUCGGACUUCGUGGACUCUCCAUAUUACGUGGCCAACGACAAUCAGUAUCCGCCUCUGUGCUGUCCACAUGCUAACAAUCAGCCCUGUAAUCAAACGGUGAUUGACGAUUUCACGGCGAUCCCGGGUUGCUUCGUGAAGAUCACGCAACUGAUUGAUGACAACACGCUGGCGAUCGUUGCUGCGGCACUGGGAAUCGCAGUACUCGAGUUAUGUGCCAUGACGGUCUCCGUGAUCCUUUACUGCAAGAUCGAUUCAAAGUCAACCUGACGGCAAAAGUCGACAACUCCGGAAGCACCGUUUGAAUCGCCGGACGAGUUCUACUCACCGUACCGCCACUUAAAACACACUGCUCAUAUUUCGAUUGAAAUGUCGCAGCCGCUCGAGCGGCAUGACAGGAUUGCGUAACAAACCCAUUUUUAACAUAGCAAAGAGGAAUCGGUGAAUGUGAACAUAACAUUUAUCAAUGAUUUAAUGUGACAGAGUACUUCACAGCAUUUGACACACAAAUUGUGAUUGUCAUAAUGAAAUAGAGCUUACCAUUUCUGUGACGAUAUAUAGCAAUAUCAAUGCAAAAGGAUCGUGUUGUAAUCUACGUGAUCCAUUUUGAAAUAAAAUGACCACAUUUGUCGA